Molecule: messenger RNA, 2087 nt
Organism: Chanos chanos (milkfish)
Lineage: Eukaryota; Metazoa; Chordata; Actinopteri; Gonorynchiformes; Chanidae
Gene: prpf3
Product: PRP3 pre-mRNA processing factor 3 homolog (yeast)
Exons: 14
Coding region: 1-1797 (598 amino acids)
Biological process (GO): mRNA splicing, via spliceosome
Cellular component (GO): U4/U6 x U5 tri-snRNP complex
Source: RefSeq, a predicted model, not a curated record
AUGGCAACACCCCGAGCCCAAACACCAAACCGGGACCUUUCCCUGUUCUCCCCAUCGUCUGACUGGGAACUGUGGGGGCCGAGAGGGUUGGGUUCAGGUAUUAAACAGAUGAUGGAGGCGGCCACCAAACAGAUAGAGGAGAGGAAGAAACAGCUCAGCUUCGUAGCCUCGGUUCCUGCGCCACAGCCAAGAGUGCCUUUAGCCCCGCCCACUAUCCCGAACCAGGUGCCACCCCGCCCACCUCUCCUGCCGGUUGCCCCACCCCCUCUGGGUUCCGCCCCCUCGAUCCCGCCCUCUCAGGCGGCCAGUUUCAUGAACGACGCCAUCGAAAAGGCCCGCAAGGCCGCGGAGCUGCAGGCGAAAAUCCAGUCCACACUGGCCAUGAAGCCAGGCAUACUGGGGGCACUGGGAAAUACAGGACCCCACAACCUGGUGGCACUGGCCAACCUGCAUGCUAUGGGCAUCGCUCCACCUAAAGUGGAAGCCCGUGAGGUGACCAAACCCACGCCACUGAUCCUGGACGAACUCGGACGCACGGUGGACGCCAGCGGCAAUGAAGUCGAACUCACACACCGCAUGCCCACGCUCAAAGCUAACAUCAGGGCAGUAAAGAGGGAACAGUUCAGACAGCAGCUCAAAGAGCGCCCCAGCGAUGACCUCGAGUCGACCUCGUACUUCGAUCAGCGCGUUCCCACGGCGCCGCCACAGCGUCCCCGAAAAAGCUUCAAGUUCCACGACAAAGGCCGAUUCGAGAAAAUCGCCCAGCGCAUCCGCACGAAGGCCCAGCUGGAGAAGCUGCAGGCGGAGAUCGCCCAGGCGGCGAAGAAGACAGGGAUCCAGGCCUCCACUAAACUGGCUCUGAUUGCUCCUAAGAAGGAGCUGGGAGAAGGGGAGGUGCCCAGUAUCGAGUGGUGGGACUCCUACAUCCUGCCCUCCAACAUAGAAAUAUCGUCAGAGAUGGUGUUCGAUGACAUGGAGCUGCAUGGAGUGACUAAUCUAGUAGAACAUCCAGCCCAGAUGAGUCCACCAGUGGACACUGAUAAGCCAGUGACUCUGGGGGUGUACCUGACGAAGAAGGAGCAGAAGAAGUUGAGGAGACAGACGCGUCGAGAGGCUCAGAAAGAGGUGCAGGAGAAAGUCAGACUGGGCCUGAUGCCCCCACCCGAACCCAAAGUGCGUAUCUCUAAUCUAAUGCGUGUGUUGGGGACGGAGGCUGUGCAGGAUCCCACUAAAGUAGAGGCUCAUGUCAGAGCCCAGAUGGCCAAGAGACAGAAGGCCCAUGAGGAGGCCAACGCGGCGCGGAAGCUGACGGCGGAGCAGAGGAAAGAGAAGAAAGUGAAAAAACUGAAGGAGGAUCUGAGUCAGGGAGUGCACAUCGCCGUCUACAGGAUCAGAAACUUGACGAACCCAGCGAAGAAAUUCAAGGUGGAGGCGAAUGCCACUCAGCUUUACCUGACAGGCACCGUGGUCCUCCACAAAGACGUCAACAUAGUGGUGGUGGAAGGAGGUCCGAAGGCUCAGAAGAAGUUCAAGCGUCUGAUGUUGAACAGGAUUAAAUGGGAGGAGCAGACCAACUCAAAGAGAGACGCUGAGGGUUCAGAUGACGAAGGUUCUAAGAAGACAAACAAAUGCACGCUGGUGUGGGAGGGCACGGCCAAAGAGCGCAGUUUUGGGGAGCUGAAGUUUAAGCAGUGUCCUACGGAGAACAUGGCGCGGGAACAUUUUAAGAAACACGGAACGGAACACUACUGGGAUCUGGCGCUGAGCCAGAGUGUGCUGGAGUCCACAGACGACUGAGAGACACGCAGACAGACAGACAGAAACUUCUGGAAAGAUUUCCUGCCGACUCACUGACACCUGCAGCCAGCUCAAUACCUCUGUGUAACAGAGAACUUGUGAAUGAAACAGACAGAGAGGGAGCGUGUGUGUAUGAGUGUGUGUGUGUGUUUGUGGGCGUGCGUGCGUGCAUGCAUGCGUGUGUGUGUGAUGGUGAGCUUUCGUGGCAUACUGUAGUCUUUUCAUUUAGACUGUUCUGUGGAAGUGCAGUGGUCUGGCAGUGACCGGCUGUGAGCUGGCUUUUGUGUGUG